AGCCUGUCGCGGGGUGAGCCCGGAAGAGGAAGUGGAAGAGCGGGGUGAAAGGUCAGUGGCUGCGGGAGACAGCAUGGCCGGCAUCCCGGGGAAAGGAAAGAAGCGGCAGAAGGAGCAGCACGAUGCUGAGAGAACGAGCGAAGGGCUUGGCCCUGAGGGGGGACAAGGCAGCGCCCCCGAGCAGGGCCAGGUCCUGUUCCCGCCGUCUUUCAGCGUCUCGGAAAUCAAGAACAAGCAGCGGCGCCAUUUCAUGUUUCUGCGCUGGAAGCAGCAGCAAAGGAAGGAGAAAUUAGCCAUUAAGAAAAAGAGAAAAAAGGAGCGAGAAGCACUUGGAGACAAGGCACCACCAAAGCCGGUACCAAAGACAAUUGAAAACCAGCGUGUAUAUGAUGAAACCACAGUUGAUCCAAACGAUGAAGAGGUUACUUUGGAUGAAGCUACAGAUGAAUUUGCACCCUAUUUCAACAGGCAGACGGUUCCAAAGAUUCUUAUCACGACAUCUGACAGACCCCGUGGGAGAACUGUGAGAUUCUGUGAACAGUUAUCAACUUGUAUUCCGAAUUCACAUGUUUACUAUCGAAGAGGACUGGCUCUAAAAAGAAUUAUUCCACAGUGUAUCUCAAGGGACUUCACAGAUCUGAUUGUUAUUAAUGAAGAUCGUAAAGUACCAAAUGGGCUUGUGUUAAGUCACUUGCCUGAAGGUCCAACUGCUCAUUUUAGGAUGAGUAGUGUUCAUCUACGUAAAGAAAUAAAGCGAAAAGGAAAAGCUCCCUCAGAACAUCAGCCUGAAAUAAUCCUGAACAACUUUACAACACGAUUGGGCCAUUCCAUUGGGCGGAUGCUUGCUUCUUUAUUCCCUCACGAUCCUCAGUUUGUCGGUAGACAAGUAGCUACAUUUCACAAUCAGCGUGACUAUAUAUUUUUCAGAUUCCAUAGAUACAUCUUCAAAAAUGAGAAAAGGGUGGCAAUUCAAGAACUGGGCCCACGUUUUACCCUGAAACUAAGGUCUCUUCAAAAGGGAACGUUUGAUUCUAAAUUUGGCGAAUAUGAAUGGAUUCACAAGCGCCGUGAAAUGGACACAAGUCGAAGAAAAUUCCACCUAUAACACACUAAAAAUGCGAAACUGCUGUUUCAUUUGCCACUGAGCUUUCAGGAACACAGGGAUUGCUAAGGAGUUGCUUCAAGUCUAUUCUUGGUCUACACGGAAAACCCCCAAAUGACUAUUUACACCAGACUUUACAUAAGCAUCAGUCAAACUACCCAUCUUCUUCAGUGCCUUGAGUACGUUCCUCACAUCACUGCUACUUUGAAGUGGAAGAUUUCAUGUUACAAUAGCAUGAAAAUGAAUCAUCUGCCGAUCACUUGUAUUUAAGAUAUGAACUCUCUUAAUCCUGUUCUUUGCAGAGGGUGUUUUGUUUCUAAAGUCGGCUCUGUUUUAGGAGUAGAAUCCUGAUACUCGGAUAAUAGCACACAUGCUAAUUCAGUUGUUUAUCAAGAUUAGUUGUCAAAAGUAAAGAUUGUCAAACACCAUUUUCAAUAA
Messenger RNA from Podarcis raffonei (Aeolian wall lizard), 1540 nucleotides. It is a transcript of the gene RPF1, whose product is annotated as ribosome production factor 1 homolog. Bases 74 to 1105 code for a protein of 343 amino acids. Lineage: Eukaryota; Metazoa; Chordata; Lepidosauria; Squamata; Lacertidae. The record is from RefSeq and is a predicted model, not a curated record. Gene Ontology annotation, cellular component: preribosome, large subunit precursor; nucleolus. Gene Ontology annotation, biological process: maturation of LSU-rRNA; maturation of 5.8S rRNA. Gene Ontology annotation, molecular function: rRNA primary transcript binding. The transcript has 9 exons.